AUGGCAUCUAGCCUGACACAGCCAGCAGGCCUUGGCAGCCAGCUUAUAUCUGGAGUGAGCCAGCUGCUCAGCGGACAGAACCCAAACACAUUGGUCUCAGACGCCGCCUCUGCGUUGAACAGUGUUGUGUCUGGUGUGGUGAGUGGUGAUCUGAGCACCAGUCAGACUGGGCAGUUGCUGAGCACAGCACAGCAGGUGAUUGGGCAGAUUCCAGGCAUCAACAGCCUGCAGUCGAGUGGGAACCAGGCGCUGAGCAGCGCGCUGAACGCCAAUGUGCCUCAGCUGCUUGGGAGUUUCCUCACAGGUCAGGGAGAGGGCCAGAAUGUGAUCUCACAGGCCGGCCAGGCAAUUCAGAGCGCGCUCCAACUGCCGCCUCUCGGCGCACCACUGCCCGACGUGGCACUGCAGCUGCCCGUAGUGGGCACACCUCUGCCCAGCCUUGGGCAGGUCCUGCAGGGCGCAGCUCAAUUGCCUGCAGUGGGUGCACCUCUGCCCGGCUUCACACAAGUUCUGCAGAGCGCCCUUCAGCUGCCUGCAGCGGGGACGACACAGUCAGGCGUCACCCAGCUGCUGGGCACAGUGUUCCCGGCACUGGCGCGCAGCCCUCCUCCUGUCACACCAGCAAAUGAAGCUGAGAAGGAAGCAGACGAAGCCAAGCAGGGCUCAGAGUUCCCGCCGGCAGAGGCCAGCUCAGGGCUUCUGCCUCAGACAGCUGAAGCCGCCACGGGUGCGCCGUCACUGGAUGGCCCUUAUGCCGGGCUCAUCUACACGCCCGGACUGGAAAACUUCCUGGCUCCCAAGAUGGCGCCGGCACCUGCGCCAAUGUUUGCCCCGGCUCCUGGACCUGAACAGAUCCUGAAUAUCACAUUUUCGUACAAUUAUACGACCACCGCCCAGCAGGCGCUGUCAUUUGCCGCCUCCUUCGCAGACAACUUCAACCUGACCACAAUGGGCGGCUUGUCGGUGUCAGCCGCAAUCAAUGACACACAGUCAUACCUGCAGGAGCUCCAGCUGCUGGCUUCUCCACUCGCCAACGCUCAAGAUUACCUGCAGGCGCUAAAAUCUGGAAAAGACAUAUUUGACGAAUCCUGCGCAGCAGACACAGUGGAGCUGCCCAAAAAGAACCCUCCUUCCUGCACGGGCAAGAGCAUGCAGCUGACUCUCGUGCCCUGGGACUGCGUGGUGGAUGAUGACACCAACAUCAUGUCGUGCACCCCUGCCUACCUCACCCUCACCAAGAAUCCAGAUUCGUGCACGCUGUUGGACUUCUCAGAAGGGACCCUUGCUGGCAAGGAGUGCGGCCUGGUCAAGCGUUUCGGCCUGCCCAAGCACGAAGUCUUCGGUGGCCAAAAAUUCACUCUCAAGGCAUUGGAUGCGCUGAUCAGCCUGGAGAAGGCUGCUGGAGGCUCUGUGGAUGGCCCACUUGCCACCAUCGCCGCAGCGGCGGCCCCUCUACAGGACUUCCCCGCCAGCAUAACGAGCGCGGUUACCUCUUUGCUGAGCGGAUAA
This is a messenger RNA of Coccomyxa subellipsoidea C-169, 1509 nucleotides long. RefSeq lists its product as hypothetical. The record is from RefSeq and is a predicted model, not a curated record. The transcript is spliced from 10 exons. NCBI's taxonomy places the organism in Eukaryota, Viridiplantae, Chlorophyta, Trebouxiophyceae, Coccomyxaceae. Bases 1 to 1509 code for a protein of 502 amino acids.